Messenger RNA from Calypte anna (Anna's hummingbird), 4098 nucleotides. It is a transcript of the gene UBXN7, whose product is annotated as UBX domain protein 7. Gene Ontology annotation, molecular function: ubiquitin binding. The record is from RefSeq and is a predicted model, not a curated record. Bases 189 to 1559 code for a protein of 456 amino acids. Gene Ontology annotation, biological process: proteasome-mediated ubiquitin-dependent protein catabolic process. Gene Ontology annotation, cellular component: nucleus. Lineage: Eukaryota; Metazoa; Chordata; Aves; Apodiformes; Trochilidae. The transcript is spliced from 11 exons.
CUUCGCUUCCGCGGGUUCCCUCCGGCUGGGAGGCGCCGGCGCCGGCGGCCGGGCCUGUCAGCGGGCCCGCUGCGGCGGGCGGUGCCCAAGGCCCGACCUGAGCACCCGCCGUGCCUCCGCCCGCUGCCUCCUGGGGCCCUCGCUUGGAGCCGUGGCUUAGAGGUGCCAGUGAAAGCGUGGGAAAACAUAUGCUUGAAGCAUGCAGCAAUAAUCUGGAGAUGGCUGUGACCAUGUUUCUGGAUGGUGGGGGCAUAGCAGAGGAGCCCAGCACCAGUUCUGCAGCAGUCUCUGCUGUGAGACCUCACACUGAGGAUGAAGUACGAGCUCCAAUUCCUCAAAAACAGGAAAUUUUAGUGGAGCCUGAGCCCUUGUUUGGAGCUCCCAAGAGGCGCCGCCCCGCACGCUCGAUAUUCGAUGGCUUUAGAGAUUUUCAGACAGAAACCAUUCGACAGGAACAGGAGCUACGAAAUGGAGGGGCAGUGGAUAAGAAACUGACAACUCUAGCAGACCUCUUCAGGCCUCCCAUUGACCUGAUGCACAAAGGCAGCUUUGAAACAGCCAAGGAGUGUGGUCAGAUGCAGAACAAGUGGCUGAUGAUAAACAUUCAGAACGUGCAGGAUUUUGCCUGCCAGUGUCUCAAUCGUGAUGUCUGGAGCAAUGAGGCUGUGAAGAACAUCAUCAGGGAACAUUUCAUUUUUUGGCAGGUAUACCAUGACAGUGAGGAAGGACAGAGGUACAUCCAGUUUUAUAAAUUAGCAGACUUUCCUUAUGUCUCCAUCCUGGAUCCCAGGACAGGCCAGAAGCUAGUGGAGUGGCACCAGCUGGAUGUGACUUCUUUCUUGGACCAAGUGACUGGGUUCCUGAGUGAACACGGACAACUGGAUGGCCAUUCUACCAGCCCCCCUCAAAAAUGCUCUCGUUCAGAGAGUCUGAUUGAUGCCAGUGAGGACAGCCAGCUAGAAGCUGCUAUCAAAGCCUCAUUACAGGAGACACAUUUUGAUUCCUCACAAGCCAAGCAGGAGAGUCGCUCAGAUGAGGAGUCAGAGUCAGAGCUUUUCUCUGGCAGCGAAGAGUUUAUUUCAGUGUGUGGCUCUGAGGAGGAGGAGGAAUCAGAGAUUCCUGCCAAGAUGAGGAAGUCUCCACACAAGGACUUGGGGUAUAAAAAGGAGGAGAGCCGGAGGGCUCAGCCUGAGCCCCCUGCACGGACUGAGCCUGGGACAACAUCAAACCACAGAGUGCUGCCCUGCACUGAUGCAGGGACACUGGGGGAGCUGAGUGACAAACCUGAAAGUAUCAUCCAGAGCAUAGAUGUGAAUGGACCAAAGGCACAGCUGAUGCUAAGGUAUCCAGAUGGAAAGAGGGAACAAGUUUCACUGCCUGAACAAGCUAAACUUCUGGCUCUGGUGAAACACGUCCAAGCAAAAGGUUACCCCAACGAACGCUUCGAGCUGCUCACCAACUUCCCCCGGAGGAAGCUCUCCCACCUGGACUAUGAGAUCACGUUACAGGAGGCAGGUCUGUGUCCUCAAGAGACUGUCUUUGUGCAGGAAAGGAAUUAGCACCGUGGCCUGAGUUCUCCCAGCCUUCCUCCCCUCUCCUCUUUGCCUGGGACACCAACUCAAUAAAGAUGCAGCUGAAGGUGAUAGGAUUGCAGUGCUGAAAUCAGGCAAGCAGCUGGUUGGCCCUUCUUCUUUCCUUCUCCUGCUCUAGUGACCAAAUGAGAACGUUCAAGGUUUUUAUUUCCUUCCUCAGCCUGGCCCCUGCAGAGAGCAUUGGGAAGAACAUCUUUCCUUUGUUUUUAUGGAAGACAGGAAAAUGGUGAUCUGUGUAUCCAGUGUGCUGGGGCUUGGAGUGGCCGUUACACACAAACCCUUCUCGCUGCUAUUCUGAAAUUGUUUGGAUUAAUUUAUUUUUGAAAAGAUAAGGCACUGAGUCAUCUGUCUGUAAGAAGAGAGUGUAAUCUUCAGCACAGUCUCUCCUUUGUUCUAAUUUCCUACAUGAAAGAUCUCCAUUAACCUUACAGCCUUUUUAAGGGUUUACUUCUCUAGUGAUCUGCGACACCUUGGAUUUUGGGAAGGAGCUGGGCUGAGCUGUGGUGAGAUACUGUGAUCCCAUCUAAUGUAAGGCUUUCUAGAUUGUGUUCUCUUGCUUUGAAUGCUGCCAGUGAACACAAUAAAAAAAACAAACAAACAGAAAAACAACCAGCCAGACAAACAGACCCCAAAUAAUGAUCCUCUAUGUGUGGUUGACUGCUUGUGUCAGAGGGAAAGCUGUGUGUCCACUGCUGGACACACAGAACAUACCCCUUGAUAGAAGUAGAUGGGGUUUCCAUUUGGGGUCUCCAAAGUGUCUCCUUUUUACUUGCUCUCAGGAUUUUGGAAGGUGGCAGGAUGCUGCAAAGAUCUUGACUCUGGAAAACACCAGUCAUAAAAACUUCACAGUUAGUGGGCUUUUUAAAUUCAGCUGGUGUUUUCUUCUGUUUUCCAUAGGACUAGGUUUGCAGAGGGCUUUUAAAGCACUGAUUAGGAGUGAGCAGGACAAGUCCUAGGCAGGCUUUUUAUUCAUGAAGUAAAAAUGGUGCACAGCCUUUUCAAACUGAGGAAUGACUGCUGACAUGAAGGUGGAUGUUGCAUUUGUGCAUUCACAACUAGAAAGCUCAGUUUAGCAUCCUCUUCACCAGUGAGGAGUAAGGUACACGAGAUCUACUGUAACUGCUGUCAUUUCCUGCAGCUGCCAGAUGCUCAUACUUGUUAAAGACUUCAGUGGGCAGAAAUGUACCACAGACUAAAACUUUUAGAGAUACUUUGCUUUUCAUUUCAUACUAGCUUGUGUACUUUGGAGUCUGUCACGGUAGGAAAUCACUGUAGGAAACUGUCUUGCAUUCCCCAUAGUAUCAGCUCACAACUGUCUUCUGCUCAGAACUGAGGCUUAGAUGUAAUCACACAAUUGUAUAAAAGAUUGGUUUACCUUCUGCCCACAUUCUGUUCUGCAUUCUACUGCAAGGUGCAAUAUCAGGAAGGCAAAAUGUGAUGGCAGUGACCUCCUCAGCAGCUGAGAGGACAUCAGGUGAUGACAUUUCUGGCUCAGAAAGAGACCCUGUUGUGGAAGUUGCUUCAUGCAAGGGCAGCAGAGGGGGGGGCCAUGUUGGUGCUUGGCUUGUGGGGCAAGCUGAACUCGUGUCCUGAAUCCUGUGUUGCUGGCAGUGCUCACAGUCACUGGUUUGGAGGUGACCUGAAGGUGUCUGACAGCCCAGGUGCUGAGGUCUGUUGGUUGACAGAGAUGGUCUGGCUGAGGUUGUCUCUGUCCAAGCCCAAGGUCUCACCACAGUCUGGGUCACAGCUCUCUGCUCUCAGACUGGCAAGGUUAAUGGAUGUGUUUUCUGUGAUGCUGUACACAGUGACUUUGGCUCCAGUCUCCUCUUGUCUGUGAGAUGCUUGGUGUCUGUCCACUCCCAAUAAAUAUAGCCAUAUGUAUAUACAUAUAAAUAUAUUCACACACCUGUUUUUAAUUGGAGAAUGCAGCACUUGAUAUCAGUGCCUCAGUUUUAUCUGCUGUUGUUGGACAUGGGUGGAUUGUGAGAAGUUUGGGACUUGGUCACUUUCUUUUCUGUGAGUGUCCACAGUAGAGAGAAAAGUCAUUUUGUAACUGCUUGUUACGUUGUGCUGAGACUUCAGGGUCUUACAGAAGUACAGACAGGCCGUGGAGCAGGGGGACAAGGUGCUAUUUCAUAUAACAGAUUUAUAUGAAGAACAUCUGAGUAAAACUCAGCUCAGAGCUGUACAGGUGCCUCGUCAGAGACACCAGCCUGUCAGACAUGAUUUUUUAAAAAUGAGGCUAUUUCCUCUAAUUGAUGAACUUACAGUUUCAAAAUUGUGACUUUGCCUGUUGGUUUUUACAGUAGUUGCUUUCUUCUUCAAUGAUGGUGACUCCACAUGGGAGGAGGGAGAGGAUUAAUUUAGAAUAUUUCAGCUUACUGUGCUGGGAGGGACCAAAUUCAAGGAAACCUCUGAUCUAUAUACACAACUGCUGCAUUUUUUUAUAAAUAUAUGUAAAUGUCCUAUUGUAAUAUUUGAUCCUGGAAAUAAAACAGUUUUCACU